AUAAAAUCCACCACAUUGAAAAGAUUUAGAGACAGACUCAGACAAUGGAAGACGAUCAUCACGUAAAUGGGCCCACCAGAGGAAGCCCAGAAAGCAGCCCACAUUCAGAAACUGGAUGCAACCACAACAAUAUCAACAACAACGACGUUACCAAUAUUGGCACCAACAGCGGCAACAACAGCAGCAACAACAACAACAACAACAAUAGAGAACAAGAUCGAUUUCUUCCUAUAGCGAAUGUGGGCCGUAUCAUGAAAAAAGCCAUCCCAAGCAAUGGCAAGGUGUCCAAGGAUGCUAAGGAGACCGUCCAAGAAUGCGUGUCGGAGUUCAUCAGCUUCGUGACGGGGGAGGCAUCAGAUAAAUGCCAGAGGGAGAAGAGGAAGACAAUCAAUGGCGACGAUCUCAUAUGGGCCAUAACAACACUGGGGUUUGACGAUUACGUGCACCCACUUAAGCUGUAUCUGCUAAAAUAUAGAGAAUUGGAAGAAGAGAAGCUUACAAUGCCUAAGCAACACCAAACAGACCAGCUACCACAACAAUUGCCAUUGGAUAGUCCUCAAUCUUCAAUAAUGUAUGCUAAUCAGCACUUCUCAUUGCCUUUCUCCCCAAAUGCAAUGCAACAACACCAACAAGCAAAUGACCCAAGAGCCCAAUGGUAA
Molecule: messenger RNA, 659 nt
Organism: Magnolia sinica
Lineage: Eukaryota; Viridiplantae; Streptophyta; Magnoliopsida; Magnoliales; Magnoliaceae
Product: nuclear transcription factor Y subunit B-3-like
Exons: 1
Coding region: 45-659 (204 amino acids)
Biological process (GO): regulation of transcription by RNA polymerase II
Cellular component (GO): CCAAT-binding factor complex; nucleus
Molecular function (GO): RNA polymerase II cis-regulatory region sequence-specific DNA binding; protein heterodimerization activity; DNA-binding transcription activator activity, RNA polymerase II-specific
Source: RefSeq, a predicted model, not a curated record